Molecule: messenger RNA, 497 nt
Organism: Galeopterus variegatus (Sunda flying lemur)
Lineage: Eukaryota; Metazoa; Chordata; Mammalia; Dermoptera; Cynocephalidae
Product: histone-lysine N-methyltransferase SMYD3-like
Exons: 4
Source: RefSeq, a predicted model, not a curated record
GAAGGAAAAGCUGAUGCGAUGCUCUCAAUGCCGAGUUGCUAAAUACUGUAGUGCUAAGUGUCAGAUGGAAGAAAUGCCCUCAGAAUCGGAGAAACUUUACUCAUUUUAUGAUCUGGAGUCAAAUAUUAACAAACUGACUGAAGAUAAGAAAGAAGGCCUCAGGCAACUUGCCAUGACAUUUCAACAUUUCAUGCGAGAAGAAAUACAGGAUACUUCUCAGCUACCAUCUUCCUUUGAUAUUUUUGAAGCCUUUGCAAAAGUUUGUCUUGGCUGGGGGAGGAAGAGCGCAGUGCUUGAGUCUUGUUAUCUACCCUGGGAUACAUUCGACGGGGCAGGUGCACUCCCCUCAGUGCUGUGGAUCUACUAUCCCUGCUCUCUCAUAUUGUGUGUUUGGGUUUCUUUAAUAUUGAUCACAUUUGAAUAUCAAGUAAAAUUUUACAUUUGGAAGUGAUUUUGCCAUUUAUUUUGUAAUUCAUAAGCAUACAUUUAUUUAUUUA